Messenger RNA from Fimicolochytrium jonesii, 1503 nucleotides. RefSeq names its product cytochrome P450. The transcript has 3 exons. Gene Ontology annotation, molecular function: monooxygenase activity; heme binding; oxidoreductase activity, acting on paired donors, with incorporation or reduction of molecular oxygen. The record is from RefSeq and is a predicted model, not a curated record. Lineage: Eukaryota; Fungi; Chytridiomycota; Chytridiomycetes; Spizellomycetales; Powellomycetaceae. Bases 1 to 1503 code for a protein of 500 amino acids.
AUGUCGUUCAUCGCCACCACAGCCGUCGGUCUCCUCCUGGCCUUCCUCCUCCACCGCUUCCUCUCCCCGUCGUCCUCCUCCAAGGGCCCGACGGUCCCCGGCCCCGCCCCGCUGCCGUUCAUCGGCAACUACCACCAGAUCUACCCGUACAUCAAGAGGCGGCAGGGGCGGCAGUUUUCGAUGCGGAUGUUUGGGCAGUAUGGGAGGAUCUAUGGUGUGAGGUUCUUUGGGAAUGCGGUGGUGGUUGUCGGGGAUGCGGCGGUUGCGAAGAGGGUGUUGACGGAUAAGGAGGGGUUUUAUAGGGAUAACAUGUUCCAAAAGAUGCACAAGGGCAUCGCGCACUACGCGCUCUUCACGCUCCCGUCGGGCGACGUGUGGCACAAGCACCGCAAGUUCAUGCAGCCGUCGUUCGGCCCGACGCACAUCCACAACACGGCGGUGAUCGCCAACGCCAUUGCCAACGCGCUGUCCGACACCUGGGCAGCGUACCCCGCGGGGCACGCGUUCAACGUCAACUACCAUUUCGCGUGCCUGACGCUGGACGUGAUCGGGCGGUUGGCGUUCUCGUACGAGUUCAAGAUGGUGGAGACGCUCGCGGACCCCACGCACACGUCGUCGGCGUCGCUCCUGCACGUCUUUGAGGAGAUCGUGACGACCAUGUCUGCGCGGUACGGCGCGCCGGAGGUCACGUGGCCGGUCCUGGGGAUCUCGACCCGGAACAUCCAGGGGCAAGUGUCGCGGGUCCGGUCGAUCAUCCUCGAUGUUGUGAAGCAAAAGACGAGUCUGAUUCGGGAUGGGCGGUAUAGCCCGCGCGAGGGCGUGCCGCUGGAUAUGCUGGACCGGCUGAUCCAGGCGACGACGGGGCAGGCGCGCGUGCAGUUCUCGACGGAGGAGAUGGUGGAUGAGGUGUAUGCGAUCUUUGGGGCGGGGUCGGAGACGACUCAGAACACGUUGACCUUUUGCGUGCUGACGCUCGCUCAACAUCCGGAAUGCCACGACAAGGUCGCUGAAGAGCUCGACGCUGUUCUCGGGGCUUCCGGUGAAGUCACGUACGAGUCCCUCGCGCGCCUCACGUACCUCUCCGCCUUUAUCCGCGAAACCAUGCGCCAGUAUCCUGUGGCGGGGGCGGUCGCGCGCAAAGCGGCAAACGACGUUGAGAUUCUGGGGUACCAUAUCCCGAAAGACACGCGGGUGAUUGUCAAUAUCCGGUACAUCCAGAACGAUAGUCAGUACUGGAGUAAAGGGGAUGCGGAGUUGUUUAGGCCUGAGCGGUGGUUGAAUGAUGAAGUGAAUGCGGAUUCGCCGUGCUUUUUGCCGUUCGGGGAUGGGCCGAUGAACUGCAUCGGGCAAAAGAUCGCGCUAGCCGAACUCAGGACGGUGGUGGCGGUGCUCGCGCGGAAAUGGAGGUUUGAACUGGUGGCGGGCCAAGAAGUGGAGCCUGUUGAGACGAUCACGACGGGGUUGAAGGACGGGUUGUUUGUUCGAGUUACGCCGAGGGUCUAG